GAUAUGGUCGAUCCAUAUCUUGUAUGCUAGAAAAAAGUAUGCAUUCGGUUGAAAUCUGGAUAUAUAGCCAGCGUGACUGGUUGGUACAAACUCAUUCUGUAUUUGGUUAGAAAACUUGUGUUAACUUUGUUGCUGCUUUGCAUAAAGAUUAAUUUUAUUUUAUUUGAAACAACAUGUAUGCUGGCUCUUGCUCACUUGGAGUGAUUGAGGAAGGCAUUAUGUUGUAAUAAUUUUCAAAUAUAGAGAGUACUGCAUUGUUGAUCUUGCUGUCUCCGACAAGAAGAAAAUGCAUUUGGAUUGAUGACCAUCCUGCAGAAAAGUAAAGAAAGAGUACUUUUUCGAGGAAGCAUAUGGGAGCUCCGUGACAAAAUAAGGAAGACUUUGGGGCUAGUUGAUUCAGACAAGUGAAGCUGUCCACGACAUCAGGGAAGCAUCUUGGAAUGAAACAAAGGAACAAACAGAAGUAGGUAAUAUGGGUAUGGGACCAAGUACACACACUUUUGUGCUUGAUUUAAACAAACUUACAAAUGCUAAAUUUUGCAAUUUGGAGUCACUUCCAUUGUUCCCACUCCAUUAUCUUAUAUUUCUUAGAAUGUGAUCGAGUUAUGUCAAAUUCACGUGGAGACUUGAUAAGUCGAUGACAUAUCUUCCUUUCCUGUUCCUCAAUCAUAUCUUCUUCUUUCGGUAUCAUAUCCAACUUUUUCACUUUCCUUAUUGUAUCUGAAGUCUAUUAUUCCCAAGUAGACACAAUAGUUUGAUUUUUCUUAAACCAUUAAGUAUAUUUUUCCUUCUCUCUUACAGGCUUUAAUCUAAUGGGUCCCUAACCUUAGUCACUUUAGGGAUAGAGAUUAUGAAUCCGAUUUUCUUUUCUGGUCGCCAAUUAUUAAUCUGAUUUACCUGAUCUUAACCGACCAUGCCACAAUAACUAAUAUGAAGCUGUUUUUUUUUAUCCUCAAUUUUUUUUUUUCUUUUGGUUCUUAAAAUAAAACCAAAAUUGUAUCAAACAUCAAACCUAAUCUAGAAGUAGUUCCAUUUAGGUUAAUAAUAUUUUUAUAUUUUGCGGUGGUUGCUAUGCCCAUGUCAUUUUCUUCUAGAAACUAAUAAUUUUUCUUCUAGAUAGAAAAUCACAUGUGAAUAAUUUAAAUGAGAAACAUUGUGAGUGUUUUGUCAGAUAUUAGCAGAUACUUUGAUGGGCCAAAAAUGGAUAGUAAAUUACGGAUGCAAAGUUGUAAUGGCCCAUUCGGCUAAACCAAUGAAACAGGUUCACCGGUUUCAUGCUUCUUCCUCUUAACUUGUCACUGACCUGAAAUGAUGACGUCAGGUUCUCGGCGGGACUUUAAUUAACCGUUUAUUUUUAUUUUUAAGGACUCCGACCAUGAGCCCUGCGGCGGAGCUUGCGGUGAGGAUCGGCCGUGAGCUUCUGAAGGUUUCCGGAAGCUCUCGAUCAGCUCGGGUAUGGAGUCCAUCGGUUGAACAGAGUCUUCACGGUCUCGGCUUUCGCAACUCGAUAAGUCCUUCGCUUGUGGCUCGAGUCAUUGACCCGUUUCUCCUAAACCACCAUUCCCUCGCUCUCGGUUUCUUCAAUUGGGCUGCUCAGCAACCAGGUUACUCUCACGAUUCACUCUCUUACCACUCUAUCUUCAAGUCUCUUUCGCUUUCUCGUCAGUUCUCCGCUAUGGACGCUCUCUUUAAACAAGUCAAAUCGCACAAAAUCGUUCUCGAUUCUUCCGUGUAUCGCUCCCUCAUCGAUGCGCUUGUGUUGGGUAAGAAAGCUCAAAACGCGUUCUGGGUUUUAGAAGAAGCUCUUUCCACGGGUCGGGAGAUUCAUCCCGAUGUUUGUAAUCGUCUUUUAGCUGCUUUGACUUCUGAUGAGUGUUAUGAUUAUGCUCAGAAACUGUUUGUUAAAAUGCGUCAAAGAGGUAUUUCUUUGAAUACUGUUGGUUUCGGCGUGUAUAUAGGAAAGUUUUGUAGAAGUUCUGAAACGGAUCAGAUCUUGAGAUUGGUUGAUGAGGUUAAAAAGGCUGCUAACUCGAACAUCAAUGGCUCGAUCAUUGCACUGUUGAUUCUCAAUGGUCUUUGCAAAUCGUCACGAGAGAUAGACGCUUUCUAUAUAUUGGAAGAGCUGAGGAAUAGAGAUUGCAAACCUGAUUUUAUGGCUUAUAGAAUCAUAGCUGAAGCAUUUGUAGUCACUGGAAAUCUUUAUGAGAGACAGGUCGUGCUAAAGAAGAAGAGAAAGCUCGGAGUGGCACCUAGGAGCAGCGAUUACAGAGCUUUCAUAUUGGCUUUGAUUUCAGCUAAACGAUUAACAGAGGCUAAGGAAGUGGCUGAUGUGAUUGUGAGUGGGAAUUUCCCCAUUGAUAAUGAUGUCUUAGACUCUUUAAUCGGAUCAGUCUCUACAGUGGAUCAAGAUUCUGCUGUUGAUUUCUUGAAUUUUAUGGUGAGUACAGGGAAAUUGCCUGCGAUUCGGACUCUGAGCAAGUUGAGUAAGAAUCUUUGCAGGCACGACAAGAGUGACCAUCUGGUAAAGGUUUCUGAGGUUUUGUCAAGCAAAGGUUAUUUCUCAGAGGUUGAGAGUUACAGUCUGAUGAUAUCGUUCUUGUGCAAGGCCGGGAGAGUCAGGGAAGGUUACAAUGCUCUGCAUGAAAUGAAAAAGAAAGGGCUUGAACCAGACGUGUCACUCUAUAACGCCCUCAUUGAAGCUUGUUGUAGUGCGGAAAUGAUCCGUCCAGCGAAGAAACUGUGGGAUGAGAUGUUUGUGGAGGGAUGCAGAAUGAAUCUGACGACGUAUAAUGUACUUAUUAGGAAAUUGUCAGAGGAAGGCGAGGCAGAGGAGUCUUUGAGGCUGUUUCAGAAGAUGCUUGAGAAAGGGAUUGAACCAGAUGAAACAAUCUAUACGUCACUCAUUGAAGUCCUAUGCAAAGAGACAAAACUUGAAGCUGCUUUGGAAGUCUAUAGAAAGUGUAGGGUGAGGGAUAAAACAGUUGUAACAAAAGUGUUAAACGCAUUUGUCUUAAUUCUAUGCAGCAACGGCCAAUUUGGCGAGGCAUCGCAGCUGCUGUGCGCUCGAGAGCACUUGGAACACACAACGGCACAUGUCGUGUUGCUGAAAUGUGUGGCGGAUGCGAAAGAGGUUGAGAUCGGAAUCAGACAUAUGAAAUGGAUCAAAGAGGUGUCACCAUCUCUCGUUAGCACCAUUUGUUCUGACCUGUUGGCGUCAUUCUGUUUAACAACUGAUCCUGAUUCCAUUCUUCCGUUUAUUCGAGCAAUUGAACACACAUAAUUAUGUCAAUCAGUAGUAGGCUAUAUAGGCUUUUUAGCAAUUAGAUUCCCCAAACCAAAUUGUAUUUUUCCCUUUAUUCUGUGUAGGUCCUAUGAAAACAUGUAGGCUGUGACCGAGAGAUCUCCCUCUGGGUGACUUAUACGUUACAAGUCGUUUAUUGUCUACGUAAGAAUUUAUUCUAAUGAAUAAUUUUUCUUAACGGUA
Camelina sativa (false flax) is the source of this 3484-nucleotide messenger RNA. RefSeq names its product pentatricopeptide repeat-containing protein At5g14080. The record is from RefSeq and is a predicted model, not a curated record. Gene Ontology annotation, molecular function: protein binding; mRNA binding. Gene Ontology annotation, biological process: mitochondrial gene expression. NCBI's taxonomy places the organism in Eukaryota, Viridiplantae, Streptophyta, Magnoliopsida, Brassicales, Brassicaceae. Gene Ontology annotation, cellular component: mitochondrion.